Blumeria graminis f. sp. triticale is the source of this 1017-nucleotide messenger RNA. Lineage: Eukaryota; Fungi; Ascomycota; Leotiomycetes; Helotiales; Erysiphaceae. The record is from the annotation of a GenBank genome assembly.
AUGGGUAUCGGUCGCUUUAUCUGUGUGGCCGUGCCAAUGGCCUUCUCGAUUGCCAGCCUUGCCUGCAUUCUCAUAGCCAGCCUCGGUGGCAUAGGCAACAAGAAUCUACACUUGUUCCAAAUAACAACUGCUGAUUUCAGCGCUUCAACUAGCACUCUCACCAAUAUUGCUGAUGAGGUUUUCAACCGUGACCUCAACCCUAAGAUCGGAAUCCCUGAGAUAAGUGCUGGCAGUAUCAACUUGACUGCAAGUACUCUGGGACUCGCUGAAAAAUACCGAAUAUCAAUCUGGAAAUACUGCCGAAUAUCGGGAUCUGAGUCUAUGUGCACUGCUCCACGCUUUAACUGGGCCGCCAGCGUGCUCAACACUAGCGCGCUUGAAGACAGAGCAACUUCUGUAGCGGGAAAGCCUGUUAGUCUCCCGAAGGAAAUGAAAGGCGCUUUAAAAUCGUUCACCGCUAUUUCUGUUUGGACCCAGGGAUUCUACAUUGCUGCCAUUAUCAGUGCCGGGGCAGGGCUUAUCCUUGGUCUCCUAUCUAUUUGUAUCUGUUCGCGCGCUGGUACUUGCCUCACCUUCUUCCUUGCUAGCAUUACAUCCAUCAGCAUCAUAGGUGCUUCAAUUUUAGCAACAGUUCAAGCUUCUCUGGUCACCGCAGCAUUGAAUAAAGUUGCCAAAGCAUACGGCGUGACAUCUUCGGUUAACACCUCAUUUCUCGUUAUCACAUGGCUCGCAGCAGGUUUCAGUAUUGCAGCAGGCUUCCUUUUAGCUUUUAGUAGCUGUUGCUGCCUCACUAGUAAUUCAUCUUCCAGGCAUGAACGUCGCUAUCGCUCUGAUAGUAACACCGAAAAAUUAGUACCGCUAACGCCCUACGAGCGCACGUAUGGAGCAUCAUAUGAGGGCGUCCCAAAUCAGGAAUGGCAACCUAACAAUACUCAGGCCACCUAUGGCAUUCCCAUGAGAUAUCAGAGGCCAGUAAAGGCGGGAGCCUACGAACCUUACUUACACGCUCCUUCCUAG